Molecule: messenger RNA, 4149 nt
Organism: Pogoniulus pusillus (Red-fronted tinkerbird)
Lineage: Eukaryota; Metazoa; Chordata; Aves; Piciformes; Lybiidae
Product: actin filament-associated protein 1-like 2
Exons: 16
Coding region: 1225-3321 (698 amino acids)
Biological process (GO): positive regulation of interleukin-8 production; regulation of mitotic cell cycle; inflammatory response
Cellular component (GO): cytosol
Molecular function (GO): SH2 domain binding; SH3 domain binding
Source: RefSeq, a predicted model, not a curated record
GAGUCUAGGGCUGCUGAUGCAUCCAGAGCUGGGGAGGGGGCAUGCAGCUGGCUCAGGGGGUGAUGAACUGGGGCACUGAACCGGGCAGUGGGGCAAUGAACUGGGUAUUGCACACUGGGCUAAGGGGCAAUGAACUGGGUAAAAGGAGGGGGGGUCGGGGUGGUGUUGAACACACACCCCCCAGGAGCAGGGCACAGCUCCAUGGGCACCACAGCUGCCAAGGGUCUGGGUGAGGACUGCCUGGCACCCCACAGCCGUGCAGGGCAGGGCUCAGCAGCAGGCAGCACUCUCCCUCCCCCCCCCCUCCCUUCCUCACUCCUAUCCCUUCCUCUGGGCACAUUUUGGGCAGGACCCCUCUUACCUCUCUGCUCACCUUCCCACUCCUCUCCCUCCCAGGCUCCUUCCUCCCUCUUCCCAGCCGCUAAACCCUGUCGGGAUGUCAGGAAUGUAAUUCCGGGGGGACCCCCCCGGACCCAUUCUUGCCUUUUCACUGCUACUGAGGACAGAAACACCAACAGCAGCCCAGCAGACCUAUAAAUAGCUAUAAAUAUUGGGGUGUUUGGGGACCGAAUCCCAACUGGUUUCACUUUCUCUGUUCCGUUGGACUUUUCUUCCGAGCUGCUGGUGUCGGAGGCGCUGCCGUGAGAGUGAUUUUUUUGCUUACAAUUAAAGGUGAAAUGGCUUUGGCCAGGCCAGGCUCUGCUCUGCUCCUUCCUUGCUUCAGCCUCUCCCCACCCCGCCCCAGCCCAGCAGCGCUGAGCGCGGCCCCGGGGCCCUGCAGAUGGCGAUGGUGCUCCAGGGGAGGAUGAGGAGCUCUGCUCUUCCCCGCCUUCCCCCCCGCCCUAACUGGGAUGUGUUGGGGGUGCCAGGGUGUGUGCGAGGCGAGCUGGGCCGUGCCGAGACGGGGAAGGGCUGAUCCGGUGCUGGUCCAGUUCCUGGUCCUGCUCUUGGUCUGGGUUCUGGUCUUGGGUUUUGAUGCCAGGUCCUGGUCCUGAUCUUGGUCUUGAUGCCAAGCCUUGGUCCGGGUCCUGCUCUUGGCCCUGGGUCCUGCUCCUGAUCUUGGUCCUGGAUCCUGGUCUCGAUUCUGGGUCCUGCUCUUGGUCCUGGUUUCGGCCCUGGUCCCGGUUUUGCUCCGGGUCCUGGUCCCGCUGCUGGAUCCGGGUCCCGGUGGCGGUGCCGCCGCUCCCAGUCCCCAUCCCGGCGCGAUGUGACUGAGCCCAAGCCAUGGCCCGGCAGAGAGACCUGGACAGGCUGCUGUCGGAUCUCAGAUCCUUCCUGCUCAUCCUGGACCGGGAGAGCCUCAGCACCGCAGCUCGGGCCAAGAAGAAGUCGGUGGCUGAGCUCCUGUCCCGGCUGCAGAGCCCCUCGUCAGAGGACGCAGAGUACAUGAUCAUGCGCUGCCUGGCACCCUCCGCAGGGACCCCGCACGGACGAGCCAGCCCGGGAACCAGGGCAGUGGAUGGGACAGGAGGGAGAGGCUGUGAGUGCCACUCAGCCAGCGCCCUGAGCCUGCCCCGAGGGAGCAAGGUGCUGGGCACCUCAGCGCCCCCACCAGGCGAUGACUGCUAUGAAGACGCCGAAGCCCUCGGCUCCAGCAGGUGCCCUGCCUCUGGGGGUGCCGACAGCGACAGCAGCCACUACGAGUCCUACGAGGAGGAUGAGGAUGGGAUGAAGGACCGUGCCCACUACCUCAGCCCCGAGGCCGAGCCCCCCGGGCGCCCCCAGGCUCAGCUUUGCGGCUUCCUCUGGAGGAGGCGCUGGCUGGGGCAGUGGGCAAAGCAGCUCUUCAUCAUCCGCCAGCAUGUGCUGCUGUGCUUCAGGUGUGCCACCGACCCGCACCCGCUGCUGGAGCUGGACCUGCGCGGCUGCAGGGUCACCUACAAGGCCAAGCGUGGCAAGAAGAUGCCCCACGCCCUGAAGGUGACAGGCACAGUGGGUGAGACCCUGGUCAUCGGCUUCCAGAGCGGGCAGCAGGCUGAGGACUGGAGGAAGGUGAUUGAAGAGGUCAGCAGCGAUGCCCCGAGCGGGCUGGCAGCCAUCAGCGUCUCGGUGCCACCCUCCUCCAGGCUCAGCAGGGUGAGCUGCUCGUCCUCAGGCGUGGCAAAGGCUGCCAGGUGCCAACUCAGCGAGGAGAAGGAGGAGCAGGGCUGCUCCCAGCGGAGCCCUUCCCGCAGGCCCCGGCUUGAAGAGGAUGCUAAAGGAGGUCUCCUGGCAGUGCGGCUGCGGGGGCAGUGGCAGCGGCUGUGGUGUGCGGUGAGACACGGAGCCCUGCACAUGUUCCCCGAGCCUGGCAGUGCCCAGCGCCCCGCCUGUGCCCAGCGCCCCGCCUGUGCCCUCAGGCUGGAGGGCUGCCAGGUCUCCCCAGGGGUGGCCUCCAGCUCCCCCACUCAGCAUCUCCGCAUCCACAUCACCCAGCGGGGCCGGGAGCUUGCCCUGCUGCAGACCCGCUCAGACGAGGAGAGGGAAGCUUGGCUGAAGACCUUGAGGGCCAGGAGAGGAGGGGAGCCUCCCGGUGACAAGACCCCCGAGGAGCACCCCAAGCUGGGUGAUGCCAGCAGCUGCCCUGCUGCAGGUGGGCUCCUGCUGCGCCGUGUCCCCACCCCCAACGCCUACAUGGAUGACCCCUUCGGGCAGCCCCCCGCAGCCGAGGGCCCCAAGCGCCUCUACUCCAACAUGGAGCGGCUGCAGCAGUUGCAGCAGAGCUUGGACCGAGCGGUGCGAGGGCAGCGCCAGAGACCUGUGUCUGCAGUGCCCGGCGGUGCCCACAACAGUGCCCUGGGCAGAGGUUUGUGCUGGCAGGGAGCUCCCCAGGGCAGGGCUGCCAGCCCGCAGCAGGCAGGCUGGAGCCAGGAGCUCCGGAGCAGGGAUGUGUCCCAGUCCCAGCACACCCUGGCACUGCCUGAGAAGAAGGGAGCCCGGGAUGGGCUGGAUGGCCUCAUCGGUAGGACCUCAGAGGGGCUCUGCCCUUGCCCGAGCAGCCAGAGGGGGCAGGAGGUGCCAGGGCUCGGCAGUGCCCCCAUUGCCCUCGCAGGGAAAAGAGCUUUUCCCAGGCUGGAGGAGAAGGUGGAGCCGCUGGAGAGGACCUGCCCCGUGUCGGGCAGGCUGAAAGCUGGCUCGGAGAUGAACCUGCUGGCCAUCGGCAAGUCACUGAAGGGCCACACCACUGCCACCAGCAGCUCUCAGGGCUCAUUCCCGGCACCGCUGCUGAAGCGCACAGCGUCGGCGAGGAGCGCCCCGAGGCCACCUCCUUCCCCGGUGCUGGUGGAGAGGGGGAGUGUGCUGCAGAGGAGAAAGGAAUGGGAGAUGAAGUCUGUGAUGUGAGCAGCACCCAGACACCCCUGCUGGCCUGGGCAUCUCUCAGCACCGCACUGGGCUGCAUGUGGAUCAUGCAGGAGCAGCCUGGCACCAUCUCAGUAUCAGCACCAGCCCUUUGGCUUCGCAUCUAUCUUACCCCUCUGCACACACAGCCCCCCCGGGUGGGCUUCCAGGGGCUCUGGGGUGGGGGCUCAGCUCCUUCUGCCCCUUCCACUCUCCCACCCCUCUCAGCACCUUGAUUUUGGGGCAUGGAAUGCCCAGUUGCACCCUGAUGCCCAUGUCAAUGGGAUGAGGCUGACUGGCACCAUGCCACCAGCAGCAUCUCGAUCCCCUUGGGGACAGGGCUGGGGGGGGGAUGUGCUGAGCUCCUUCCACCUUCUCACCCCUUCCAGCACCUUGGUUUUGGGGCACAGAAUGCCCAGUUGCACCCUGAUGCCCAUCAUUCAUCAUGCCACCAGCAGCACCUCAAUUGCCCUGGGGGCAGGGUUGCUGGGGGAGUGUGGAGCUCCUUUUACCUUCUCAUCCCUUCCACCUUCUCACCCCUUCCAGCACCUUGGUUUUGGGGGGCACAAAAUUUCCACUGGUACCCCCACAUCCUUGGGGUGGGUCUGGCUGGCAUAGUGCCACCAGCAGCACCCCAACCCCUUUGGGGACACCCAAAGUGAGCAACCAGGGAGCGGGCACAGAGUUUGGGCUACCAAACUGCACCUCCCAUGGAAGUGUGGAGCUCGGGCUGGGCCCUGGAGCUGCUUUCCAGUUGCUGUGUCCCUCUGGCCUGGGGAAACAUGGACAGGUGCUGGGAUUAAAGAUGAGAUUGAUAUUACUGCUCUUAAA